CCCAUAGAAUAAAUAGGACAAGGACGGGCACAGACACAGAAAGAGAAGAAUUUUAGUUAAUGUCCUUAAUUCAGAGCAAUUAUCAUGUAUAGCUGGAGAGCAGUUAAUGCCUCACACUGACGGUGCACCAAACUUCCCGUUCCACCGAAGAAACAUCUUCUGCGAUCUCUGUUGCUGUGUUGCUCCGUGCUCCUGCUGCCUUCUGCUCACUUGCGUUGACUACAUUCUGAGCAAUGUAGGUUCGGAGAAGCCUGAUCCGCCGGGAAUCAAGGCUCCAGGGUUUUAAGAAAGGAAUGGUGAUGGCGAAAGGACAGGAUGGUCGCCGAGGAGGAAAGGAAAAGCGUCGGUACCCUGCAUUUUCUGCCGCCUACUUCAAGCAGAAGAUCCUUGACGCCGUUAGCUGCGGCGGGACGAGGCGGCGGAGCGUGGACAUGGAGGCGGAGCUGUGCGUGCUUCCGGCGGUGGCGGAUGCAUGUGGGGGAAAGAGAUCGGAGCGGCUGGCGGAGCUGCUGAUGGUGGAAGCGAAAGAGGAGAGGCAGCGUGGGGAGGCGGAAGCGGAGGAGGUGGUGAGGAGGAAGGUGGAGAGGUUGCAGGGGUUCGAGAGGGCGGUCAAGGAGUUAGAGGGCGGGAAGGACGAGGAGGAGGAUGGGGUCAUGAGGAAGGUGGAGGCGGCGAUGAGAGUGAGGCGGGCGUGCAGGGACGAUGCAGAGGCCAGGGCGACUUUGGCAAUGCUGGGCGCCAUUCCUCCCCUGGUGGCGAUGCUUGAGUUGGCGAGCUCCGGCGCUCGAGUCGCGGCUCUCUACGCGCUUCUCAAUCUCUCCAUCGGAAACGAUCUGAACAAGGCUGCGAUCGUGAAGGCCGGAGCGGUGCACAAGAUGCUGACGAUGGUUCAGGCGAAGGGGGAGGCGGAGCAAGAGACGCUGGAGGGCGUGGUGGCUAACUUUCUGGCCCUGAGCGCCCUCGAUGCCAACAAGCCCAUCAUCGGCUCCUCCGGGGCCAUUCCCAUCCUGGUCGGAGCCCUCCGGCCUUCCGGCGGCACCUGUCGGCAGUGCAAACUCGACGCCCUCCGGGCCCUCUACAACCUAUCCAUCGCCCCCUCCAACGUCCACCUCAUCCUCGAAGCCCAGCUCGUCCCUUUCCUUAUCAGAACUCUGGGGGACAUGGAGCUCAGCGACCGCAUCCUCGCCCUGCUCGGCAACCUCGUCUGCACGCCGGAAGGCCGGAAGGCGGUGAGCGCGGCCCGCGACUCUGUCCCUAUCCUCAUCGACGUCGUCAACUGGAUCGACGCCCCCGACUGCCAGGAGAAGGCAGUCUACAUCUUGAUGGUCAUGGCUCACAAGAGUUACCAAGAUCGCCAGACCAUCCUGGAGGCAGGUGCCGUCUCCGCCCUGCUUGAGCUCACGCUUAUCGGGUCGCCAUUAGCGCAGAAAAGGGCAUCGAGGAUACUCGAGUUCUUGAGGACUGAUAAAAGAAAAGAAGCGUUGGAUGAUGGUGAAGACGAUGAACCAAACUUCAGUAGCAACAAUCAUGGUGUCAGUGUCUCCGAGCCUAUAGUCGAUACUGGCAGAGGAUACGGCAGCGGCCGAUUAAGAGGCGGAGGAGCUGACGCAGAGAAAGGGAUGAGCGAGGAGAAGAUGGCGGUGGCCAAGUUGGUGGAGCAGAGCCUGGAGAGCAACUUGAAGAGGAUAGCAAGAAGAGCCAAUCUACCAAUAGAUUACUUCACUCAGUCAGCAAGAUUCAAGUCCCUCACCGCAUCUUCUACCUCCAAGAGCUUGCCUUUCUGACAGACGGUGGAAACCCUCCAGUUCCAUUGUUGCCAUUUGUUUUGAUCAAAAAUCGCAACUCCGAAUAGACGUAUUCACAUCUUUUCGUCAUCCAAUUUGAUCAAAACAACUUGCAACAAUUGAAAACUAUGUAGAUCGAAUGAUAAGAAGAAGGAACGUACAUAAGAUUAUAUUUGUUUUUACACCAA
Molecule: messenger RNA, 1972 nt
Organism: Nymphaea colorata (pocket water lily)
Lineage: Eukaryota; Viridiplantae; Streptophyta; Magnoliopsida; Nymphaeales; Nymphaeaceae
Product: U-box domain-containing protein 7-like
Exons: 2
Coding region: 294-1784 (496 amino acids)
Molecular function (GO): protein binding
Source: RefSeq, a predicted model, not a curated record